CUUGGCAUGCCCGAUCCUUCUUUGCAGACACUCUGAUCCUUCAUGCUUUCUAAUUAGUUCCUGUUCACCCGUUUCUGGGCUGGAAUUUGUUUGCCUGUGAAAACAAAAGCUGCCAUGCUGCUGCUGCUAGAUCUUACUCUGGUACCCCUCAUUCUUUGUGUUAGCAACUCGGCUGUUGCUGGGCUCAGUUUGGUUGCUGAAAACGAAGAUGCCCUCCUCAGACACUUAUUUCAUGGGUACCAGAAAUGGGUCCGACCUGUUGAAAACUCCAAUGAUACAAUAAAAGUCCUUUUUGGCUUAAAGAUAUCUCAGCUUGUGGAUGUGGAUGAAAAGAAUCAGCUGAUGACCACAAAUGUGUGGCUGAAACAGGAAUGGACUGACCAUAAAUUGUGCUGGAAUCCUGAGGACUAUGGUGGGAUCACGGCGAUCCGGGUUCCGUCAGAGUCGCUGUGGCUGCCGGACAUUGUUUUGUUUGAAAAUGCCGAUGGACGUUUUGAAGGCUCCCUGAUGACCAAAGUCAUAGUGAAAUACAAUGGGCUUGUUACCUGGACUCCACCAGCCAGUUAUAAGAGUUCCUGCACUAUGGAUGUGACGUUUUUCCCGUUCGAUAGACAGAAUUGCUCCAUGAAAUUUGGAUCCUGGACCUACGAUGGCAACAUGGUUGACUUGAUUUUAGUAGAUGAAAACGUAGAUAGGAAAGACUUCUUUGAUAAUGGAGAGUGGGAGAUCUUAAAGGCCAAAGGCAUGAAAGGCAGCAGAAAGGAUGGGUUGCAUUCCUACCCAUUCAUUACUUACUCCUUCGUUCUAAGACGCCUCCCACUUUUUUACACUCUUUUCCUAAUUGUCCCUUGCCUUGGAUUAUCUUUUCUAACUGUGCUGGUGUUCUAUUUGCCUUCUGACGAAGGGGAAAAACUUUCAUUAUCUACAUCCGUUUUAGUCUCCCUUACCGUUUUUCUUUUAGUAAUUGAAGAAAUAAUACCAUCUUCUUCCAAAGUCAUUCCUCUGAUUGGCGAGUAUUUGUUGUUUAUUAUGAUUUUUGUAACCCUCUCAAUUAUUGUUACUGUUUUCGUUAUUAACGUGCACCAUCGGUCCUCAGCAACCUACCAUCCUAUGGCUCCCUGGGUUAAAAGACUCUUCCUUCAAAAGCUUCCUAGGCUAUUGUGCAUGAAGGGCCAUGUGGAUCGGUAUUCCUUCUCAGAGGCUGAAGGAACUAUCCCAGUGUUAAAAUCAAAGCUCUCAGGCAAGAAGAAACAGAAACAAGUCAAGGAUGGAGAAAAAAUUGUGAUUGCUUUUUUGGAAAAAGCUGCCGAUUCUAUUAGAUACAUCUCUGGCCAUGUAAAAAAGGAGCAUUUCAUCAGACAGGUAGUUCAAGACUGGAAAUUUGUAGCUCAAGUCCUCGAUCGGAUCUUCCUGUGGUUAUUUUUGGUGGUGUCAGUGACAGGUUCCGUUUUAAUAUUUACCCCCGCUUUACAGGCGUGGUUAAGCAGCAGUUUAUAGGAAUAAAUUCAUGUGUUAAUGUGGAUAAUGGCUGAAAGAUACAGUUGCCCCUAGAGACUGAUUGGUUUUUUAACUUUCAGUGAGUGCAGGGUCGACAAAACCAAAUUGAGAUGGAAAUGAAAAUACAUUGCCUUCUGGCUGCAGUGAACGAUGUUGAUAAUAUAAUAAUGCUUCUCACUUGAAUAGUGCUUUACAUCUGCAAAUUGCUGUACAACUCAAGGGCUCAAUUGUGUAACCCUUACUUGCCCAUUGAAAUCAAUGAAACUACUUGUGUGUGUAAGUGUUCACUAAUGUGAGCAAGGUUUGCACAACUGGACCCUAAUUAAUUAAUCCAUCCUAUUAAGGCUGAUUAUAUUACAAUAUGAUUUCAUGAUUGUUUUUAAAAAGGUGACUGUUUCUUUUUGAUCCAAAUAUUCUGUUAACAAAUGGGAUCCUCAUGUAUUAAAUAUGCUACAUUCGAAGAAAAUUUAAAUAGUAUAGGAAUACACAGGGCACUGAUGCGCUAAGUUUUUGUCAGUCCACCUUGUUAUCUUUAAGUGUAAUAAGCACAGCUGUUUUAUAUACCUAUCUAGAUGUUUCAUAACCAGCUAUUACAAGGUGUGUGUUUGUGCAUUAGAAAAUAGAAACAAGUUACAGGUGGAAUUUUCCAAAGUACUCUGCUUUGGCAUAACUCUGCUACUCUGAAAUCUGCUCCCAUUGAAGUCACCGGAAUAUAAACCCUAGGAUUAGCAGGCUUGUGGGGACAGAAUAUCUUAACUCCUUCUAGAAGAAUUGAGGGCAUACUCCUACCUCCAUCCAGACUAUUGGCAUACAUUGCUUUCUGUCCCCCCCAUUGGUAAAUGAGGAAAACUGUGGGCCUGUACUGGCUGGCAGGUGUAAUUUGCAUUUAUGUCAGGAGGUGUUCCAUGAAGUACCCAAAGCUGUGCACUCUGAGUUUGCCCAUGUUCCAGACUUACAAACUGUGAUACAUUUUCGGUGUAAUUUCAGGUACAUGAAAGCAGGGCUAAGUGUAACAAGACAUGGGGGUUAUCCAGUGGGGAAAAUAGGCCAUUCUCAUCUGAAUCAGAGAAAUGUGGCGCUGUAAGGGACUGUGGGAGGUUAUCUAGUCCAACUCCCUGCUCUGAGACAGGAUCAAGUAAACCUAGACCAUCCCUUACAGGUGUUUGUCCAGCCUGUUCUUAAAAACCUCCAAUGAUGGAGAUUCCACAACCUCCUUUGGAAGCCUGUCCUAGAGCAUAACUGUCCUUAUAGUUAGAAAGUUUUUCCUAAUAUCCAACCUAAAUCUCCCUUGCUGCAGAUUAAGACCAUUGCUUAUUGUCCUACCUUUAUAAUUUUUGUUGCUCUCCUUUGGAAUCCAAUUUAUCCACGUCUUUCCUAAAGAAAGUGCCCAGAAUUGGACGCAGUUCUCCAGCUGAGGCCUCACCAGUGCCAAGUAGAAUGGGACAAUUAGCUCCUGUGUCUUAUACACGACACUCCUAUAAAUACACCCCAGAAUUAUAUUCACUUUUUUUGCAACUGCAUCACACUGUAGUCUCGUAUUUAAUUUGUGAUCCACUGUAACCCCCAGAUCCUUUCCAGCAGUACUGCCACCUAGCUAGUUAUUCCCUAUUUUGUAGUGGUGCAUUUGAUUUUUCCUUCCUAAGUGAAGUACUCUGCACUUGUCUUUAUUGAAUUUCAUCUCGUUGAUUUCAGACCAAUUCUCCAAUUUAUCGAGGCCAUUUUGAAUUCUAAUUCUGUCCUUCAAAGUGCCUGCAACCCCUCCCAGCUUGGUGUCACCUGCACAUUUUAUAAACAUUCUCCACUCCACUAUCCAAGUCAUUAAUGAAAAUAUUGAAUAGUGCUGGACUCGGGACUGACCCUGGCAGGACUCCACUAGCUAGCACUGAUAGCUACUUUUUGAGUAUGGUGUUUCAAUCAGUUGUGCACCACAUUUCCCAGGCCUAGUUCAUGAGAAUGUCAUGUGGGACUUUGUCAAAAGCCUUACUAAAAUCAAGAUAUAUCACAUCUACUGCUUCCCUCCUAUCCACUAGCCAGUAACUCGGUCAAAGAAGGAAAUUAGGUUGGUUUGGCAUGAUUUGUUCUUGACAUAUCCAUGCUGGCUAGUUCUUAAAACCCUAUAAUCCUCUAGGUGCUUACAAAUUGAUUGUUUAAUAAUUGUUCCAGUAGUUUACCAGGUAUCAAAGUUAGGCUGACUGGUCUAUAAUUCCCCAGAUCCUCUUUGUUCCCCUUUUUAAAGAUAGGUACUGUGCUUCCCUUCUCCAUUCCUCUGGGAUCUCACCCAUCCUCAUAUAGUGACCAGACAGCCAUAGUAUUGUUUAACCCAGGGGUGAAAGUAACUUAAGGGACUUACGCAGGGCUGGGGUCCUAAGCAGGCGAGUUGGGGGGUCCUUCGGGCGGAAGGGGUGGGACCUCAGGCAGAAGGGGCGGGACCUUUAAAUCCCCAGCCCCUUUAAAUCACUGCUGGAGCCCUAGGGUAGCCGUAGCUAUGGUGGCGGCCGGGAGCCACAGGUCUCUGGCAGCAAUUUAAAGGGCCUGGGGCUCCAGCUGUGGUAGCAGUGGCCGGGAGCCCGGGACCUUUAAAUCACUGCCAGAGCCCGGGGCUCCUGGACGCUGCUGCUACCCCGGGGUUCUGGCAGUGGGGCUCUGGUGGCGAUUUAAAGGGCCAGUGGAUCCGGCCACUGCCAGGAACCCAGGGCCCUUUUAAAUUGACCACCUCAGGAAGCUGCCCCCUGCCGGUGCAGUCAGCUGUGUACUGGCUCUUGCCAGUACGCCGUACUGUACCGUACCGGCUUACUUUCACCUCUGGUUUAGCCCUAACUGUAUCCCUGUGUUCACACCUUUUACAGGACUACAAUACAUUUUGUAUCAUGUGAAAAUUCAUAAUUUGCUGAUCAUUAGUGUACUGGUAAAAUAUGUGUGGCAACAUUGUGUAAAGAUAUAAGAUUUCUCUGUAGGGCAAUACUAAGACAUGUUCCAAGUCUGGGGAGCAGCCAUGAAGCAGUUCCUUAGAGACAAAAGGCAAGCUGAUGCCUCAGCCAGGUGUCAACAAAAUCAAAUGGACUAUCACCUGGUUAAGUGGGCACUCUUCAGCAGGAAAGAGGGCAUGGGUGAAAAAUCUACAUCUUGACAAAGAAACCACUUGGAGUUCCCUUCCACACAGACUUUCUAUCGCCUGAAUCUCAGUUGGAGAUGUUUCUCGAAGAAGAGAAAGACUAUAAGAAGGCAGAACAUAAGAAAGGAGAGCAGACACCACAAAUUAUUCCUCUUUCUUGCUACUCAUUGCAUCCACGAUACCUGAAGAACAAAGGCAGCAACCAGGGGCAGGGAUCCUGACUGGAAGAAAUUCAGCUAGUGAGACUGUUGAAACAUGUGAUGAGAGAGACCUUUGCUUUGAAUUCAUACUAAGUUGUUAAGUUAGACAUUAGUUGCAUUUAAUUUUUUUAACCUAUUCUGACUUGUA
Molecule: messenger RNA, 4957 nt
Organism: Malaclemys terrapin pileata
Lineage: Eukaryota; Metazoa; Chordata; Testudines; Emydidae
Gene: CHRNB3
Product: cholinergic receptor nicotinic beta 3 subunit
Exons: 6
Coding region: 115-1497 (460 amino acids)
Biological process (GO): chemical synaptic transmission; signal transduction; regulation of membrane potential
Cellular component (GO): postsynaptic membrane; neuron projection; synapse
Molecular function (GO): transmembrane signaling receptor activity; acetylcholine-gated monoatomic cation-selective channel activity
Source: RefSeq, a predicted model, not a curated record